GCUUCCAGAUGAAACCUAAUAGUACCAAAUUUUAAUACAUGCAGACUGACCCCAACAAGACCUAAAACCCUUUUAGAUGGCAUGAAGAUGUUGGUAAAAAUUGAGGCAGGGCCACCUCUGAGACUUUGUGGGCAUGGAGAUAUGUUGGAAUAAGACAAACAUUUAUGGAUUGUUCUUUCAUAUCAAUGUGUGGCUUCCUUUGAUGCCUUUCUCCCUUCUGCCUCUUCUUCUGUUUCUUCAAAGUUGUUCCAAGUAUUAUGGACAAAGGUGAUGAGAUAAGAAAACAGCUUCCCCCCUGACUUAAUAUCAAGGCCUAUUUUUCUAAGAUACCAUGAAAUCUGUCAAGACUUCAUACCUAAAAGCUAUGAAAAAGACAUGUCCAGGUUUUGUUUGUUUAACCAAAGAGUUUGUUUCUCUCCUAGCAACCAAUUAUUGUUUUGAAUCAUUAAGGUUACCAAAAUAGUAAUCCAGAGGAUGAGAGUCUGUGUGGCUUUGCGUCUACAUGGACCAUGCUCUUUGUGAAAGUACCAGUGAUCAAUGCUGUCUUCUCUUCUCUCCACUGGUAGAAUCCAAUGAGAGCCUUUCUAACCGAACACUACCAGAAGAGAGAAGAGAGGGCCAGUCUCCUCUUCUGCUGGUAGUAUCCAUUAGAACAGCUUCCUCUCUUCUCUCUGUUUGCUGGCUAAUCAGAAGCUAGUAGCUAUGGGGGGGGGGCUGAGUAUUUGUGUAGGAGAAAACAGGUGGGUGUGAUGCAAGAGGCUGGAUCCACACUAGAGCCACUAGAUAGGCUGAGGAAAUGCUUUCAUUUGUGGCGUUAAGAUGUGGCAGUGCCCUUUCUCAUGGCCAAGACCCUGUUAUAAUGCUUGCUGCAAAGUAAGUUUAAUUCAGCAAAUAUAUCUGGCAACAAAUAAAAGCCUGCCCUGGCUUCCUGUCGUUUCCAGUUGAGGAAUGAAUAGCCUCUUAAUUACCCCUUGAAUAUUUUCUCAGAUUGCCCCAAUGUCAGUUUCUAUUCCUGUUUUUGUUCCUCCACUUGACAUGUUUAGAGCUUUCUUGUAAUAUUUGCUAGAGAAAAUUCUGUGAGAUCACUUCCUUUGUCUGCCUUGGCAGGAAGCUGUAAUACUACAUACUUCCUUCCUGUCUAGGCAGCUCAGACACCAUUUUUGAAAGUUAUAUUUUUGUACUUUUGUAACUUAGUAGUUCUAAACCUGCCUUCAUUUUGCUGCUGUAACUGCUGCUUCAAGACCUAGACUGUGAAGCUCUUGGACAAUCAGCACAUGCAGACAAACUUCUCUCCUGGUUGUUUUUUGUUCUCCCAGACUGCAGAAUGGACAGAGCUGCAGGUUUCUGAGGAGUGGAAGACAUAAUGAUAGCUUUACAUUUUUUGAUGUUUUUCUGGUUAUGUGACUCUGUUCUUCUUCAAGAGUCUGUGCCCAAGAAAAAUGGAAGCUUCAUCCAGCCAUCCUCAGCAGUUUCCACAGGUAUAUAUAAUGGGGCCACCUCUCCCACGAAAGGUCUCCUGUAUGUAUAUACAGAUUUUCUCACUAUCCCUUCCCCUACAGAAGAAAAAUCAGCAGCACUAACAGUGGCAGCAACUGGUGUUAUCAGCUUCAUUGCCAUUCUAGUGGUGAUUGUAAUUAUCCUGGUCUGUGUGGUCAGCCUAAGAUUCAGGUGUCAUCACUGCAAAAAUGUGGAAGAUAAACAGAAACCUCAACAUCCGAUUGUAUCUUACAGCUGCUCUGAUGCUGAAGCUGCAGUUGGCAAGAAAAAUGUCAUGCUGGUCUCCAUGAAAGACUUAAACAUAAGCAACAGCCAAGGUGCUGCAAAAUGUAUUACACAUGAAAAUUGAAGAAACAUUUUUAAAAUGUGUAACUUUAUUUUUAAUCAAUGUGGGGGAAUGCUGUAAGGUAUUUGUUAUUCUCUUUGGGAUAUAAACACAUGAAGCCGCUUUGUAAA
Messenger RNA from Podarcis raffonei (Aeolian wall lizard), 1953 nucleotides. It is a transcript of the gene ECSCR, whose product is annotated as endothelial cell surface expressed chemotaxis and apoptosis regulator. The record is from RefSeq and is a predicted model, not a curated record. Gene Ontology annotation, cellular component: cytosol; plasma membrane. Bases 1364 to 1846 code for a protein of 160 amino acids. Lineage: Eukaryota; Metazoa; Chordata; Lepidosauria; Squamata; Lacertidae. Gene Ontology annotation, biological process: positive regulation of proteasomal protein catabolic process; positive regulation of endothelial cell apoptotic process; negative regulation of angiogenesis. The transcript is spliced from 8 exons.